Molecule: messenger RNA, 401 nt
Organism: Harmonia axyridis
Lineage: Eukaryota; Metazoa; Arthropoda; Insecta; Coleoptera; Coccinellidae
Exons: 2
Coding region: 41-367 (108 amino acids)
Source: RefSeq, a predicted model, not a curated record
UGAAGCAGUUAUUUUAUCGUGUUUCGAAGUGAAAAAAAACAUGGAAGAGAAAACAUCAUUCUUAUUUCGUGAUUUGGAAGAGUUGAAUUCUCAGGAUUUAUUCUCUCUUCUAGAAGAAAUACCAUCUGGGAACAACUCGGAGGUUGAUGAUUGUUCUGAUGAUGAGUUACUUCAAGGGAAGGAUGUGGAAAUUGAGAAUGACUUGAUUGACAUAAAUUCUCUCGAUAUCGUUUAUACGGACGAUCUUUUAGAAAUUGAAAAUUGUGUUGUACAUCAAUCCAAUAAUUCAAUGAAUGUAGCUGCAGAUCAAGAUUUAUGUAACGGCGAAGAUGAAAUUGAUUUGGAUACUGUAAAGCAAAAAAUUUGACGGAAUAAUACGAUUUCGACAACUGAAAAUUCGU